AAAGGUAGGUGUCUUUAUUUGGUUAUGUAAGUAUAAUGUCCCAACCAAUGUUGUGCAGAAUCCUUUGUAUUUAAGUCGUCUGUAAUGUUAGUAGUGUGUAGUGCAGUGUAAGGUCUUGAAAAGAUCAGACCUUACUCUUGCUGCAGAUUUAACUCCCUUUAACAAUGUGGCUUUAUCAUUUUUUGCUGGGUUUUGACCUGAAAGGGCUUUUCCUGUUUAUUUUCAUUUCUAUCCUAAUAGCAGACUUCCUAAAAUUCAGGAAUCCUCCAAAUUAUCCUCCAGGACCUCUGGCUCUUCCCCUUGUGGGAUAUUUCUUCAGUGUAGACAUGAAACAUCCACACAUUUAUUUUACUAAGCUGGCUGACAUCUAUGGGAAUGUGUUCAGUGUCCGCCUUGGCGGUGAGAAGAUGGUGUUUGUGUCUGGGUACAAGAUGGUGAAGAAAGCCAUUGUGACACAAGCUGAGAAUUUUGUGGAUCGACCAUACAGUGCAAUAAAUGACAGGGUAUACUCAGGAGGCUCAGGUGGUCUGUUCUUAAGCAAUGGUGAAACAUGGAAGAGACAGCGACGCUUUGCCUUGUCUACCUUACGUAGCUUUGGACUGGGCAAAGGUACUAUGGAGCAGAGUAUCUGUGAGGAGAUCUGGCAUCUGCAGGAGGAGAUAGAGAAGGAGAAAGGUGAACCUUUCAAUCCAGCAGGCUUCUUCAACAAUGCUGCGUCCAACAUCAUUUGCCAGCUGGUGUUCGGGAAACGGUUUGACUACAACGACCACAACUUCCAGACCAUGCUGAAGUAUAUGUCUGAAGCUGUUAGGCUGGAGGGCUCUGUAUGGGGUAGGCUGUAUGACUCAUUCCCUGGAGUGAUGAAGCACUUUCCGGGUCCUCACAACAAAAUAUUCAGCUACAUCUACGCCAUCCUAGACUUCAUCAGUCAGGAGAUAAAGAGUCAUAAGAAGGACCUGGACCACAGUGAUCCCAGGGACUACAUUGAUGCUUUCAUCAUUGAAAUGGAGAAUCACAAAGAGACUGAUCUGGGCUUCACUGAGACCAAUCUGGCCAUGUGCACUCUGGAUCUAUUCUUGGCUGGAUCAGAGACAACCUUCACUACUUUGCUGUGGGCUUUGGUUUUCCUCAUCAAAAACCCUGAUAUUCAGAGUAGGUGACAUAUAUAUUAUGAUAU
Messenger RNA from Sander lucioperca (pikeperch), 1177 nucleotides. RefSeq names its product cytochrome P450 2J5-like. Gene Ontology annotation, biological process: xenobiotic metabolic process. The coding region runs from base 165 to 1160 and encodes 331 amino acids. Lineage: Eukaryota; Metazoa; Chordata; Actinopteri; Perciformes; Percidae. The record is from RefSeq and is a predicted model, not a curated record. The transcript has 6 exons. Gene Ontology annotation, cellular component: cytoplasm; intracellular membrane-bounded organelle. Gene Ontology annotation, molecular function: heme binding; oxidoreductase activity, acting on paired donors, with incorporation or reduction of molecular oxygen, reduced flavin or flavoprotein as one donor, and incorporation of one atom of oxygen; iron ion binding.